Molecule: messenger RNA, 306 nt
Organism: Mesocestoides corti
Lineage: Eukaryota; Metazoa; Platyhelminthes; Cestoda; Cyclophyllidea; Mesocestoididae
Source: the annotation of a GenBank genome assembly
AUGUGCACAAAUUUAGUUGUUGUGGCAAAUGCCAAGCUGAACACUCGGACAUGUCGCGGCCAUCGCCAGCGCAGUCGCCUGCUUCCCUCGUCGUCCAGCGCCCACCACUACCAGUACCACGUGCGUCCCACGGCGUCCGGAGCCGGCGGUCUGACGCGUCUGCCCGUCAUCGUCCACAGUCGCCCACAGCCGCCACCCCUCGUCGCCCUGGUGCCUCUGGCCGAUGAAACCGCCUCGAGUGGAACCACCACCACCACCCCCGUUGCCACCGUCUGCCGCUGGAGUCCGCGUGACAACAUUGUUUGA